AUGUCUACUUCACUUUGCGGGGUUCAAUACCCGUUGAAAGCUAAAUUUGGCGAUAUCUAUCAGUUUUGGCUUGGUUCUACACGUAUCAUAGUCGUCAGUGGACUCGAAGAUGUGCAACAUAUCUUUGCUCAUCGACAUGUAUACGAUCAAGGAGAUAUUUUUGCAGAAAAAUUUGGUUUAGUCAAUCCAAAUGGAAUUAUUGCUUUAAAAGGAGCUAAAUACAAACGGCACGCAAGUAUUGUCGGUCCAUUAUUUCGUGGCAACAAAAUUAACAUACAUUUAGACACAGCUAUUGAUUGUACGGACAAAUUAUUAGAUCGAUGGCGUACCUAUAACAAUGACCCAACACAAGUUCACUUGAAUAUGAUUGAACAAUGUCAACAACUUUUACUUGCCAUUUUUGGUUAUAUUGCAUUUGACUAUGAUCUAGAAACACUCGACGAUGAAAAUCACAGUAGUGAGAAUGAACUCUGUCGUGCAUUGCAUACAUUUCAUAAUACAGCAGUGGAUCUUAUGCAAUUACCAACAGUCAUUGGUCGUAUUUACUUAUUAUUGAAUCAAAAAUAUCGUCGAUCGCAAGCAAUUAUUAAUCAGUAUUUACAAAGAAUGAUCGAUCAAGAAUUAGUCGAAAAUCCAACAACGAGAAGUGAACGUAAACGAACAUGUUUGAUUGCUUCAUUGGUCACUUCAUUGCAACAGGACGAAAUGCUCGAAGCCACAAAAUCUGAAGAAGAUAGGAAAGGUCUUUCCAGAACUGAGGUAAUGAAUGAAAUGUGUUCAUUUCUUGCAGCAGGCUAUUCAACGACAUCGACAGCUCUUGCCUGGUUCAUCCAUCUCAUGAGUAAAUAUCCUUUAGUACAAAGUAAACUUAAAACAGAAUUAGCUGAAUAUCAUCAUCAACGUCUCUCGAUCGAACAACUCAACUCACUCGGCUACUUGGAUUGUGUUCUUCGUGAGGUGCUUCGUUUUGCACCACCUGUAAUUGGUACUCUACGAACACUUCAAGUCGAUGAUCGAUUACCAUCGAGUGACUUUUUAUUGAACAAAGGCGACCAUGUGCUUAUUUCAUUAUAUAACAUAGCUCGAGAUGUACGCUAUUGGUCGGGACCAAUCGAUCCUGAUCAAUUCUAUCCUGAACGAUUUCAAAAUGAAGAUAAUACAAUUCGCAAUAAAGCAGCAUGGAUAGUAUUCGGAGGUGGUCAUCGUCAAUGUAUGGGUCAAGACUUAGCUCGACUCGAACUUAAAGCUAUUUGUGCACGACUCAUGCAACAUGUGACAUUUGGUGAUGGUGGACCAGAUGUUAAUGCGGGCGGAUACAAACAUGGGGAUACACUCUUACCAAAACGCAUAGGUGUCACAAUAACAUUUGACUGA
Rotaria sordida is the source of this 1374-nucleotide messenger RNA. NCBI's taxonomy places the organism in Eukaryota, Metazoa, Rotifera, Eurotatoria, Philodinida, Philodinidae. The record is from the annotation of a GenBank genome assembly.